This is a messenger RNA of Oncorhynchus kisutch (coho salmon), 2525 nucleotides long. RefSeq names its product beta-1,3-galactosyltransferase 6. Lineage: Eukaryota; Metazoa; Chordata; Actinopteri; Salmoniformes; Salmonidae. Gene Ontology annotation, cellular component: Golgi membrane. The transcript has 3 exons. Gene Ontology annotation, molecular function: galactosylxylosylprotein 3-beta-galactosyltransferase activity. The coding region runs from base 531 to 1550 and encodes 339 amino acids. The record is from RefSeq and is a predicted model, not a curated record. Gene Ontology annotation, biological process: protein O-linked glycosylation; glycosaminoglycan biosynthetic process.
AAGAAAACAACUUGUGACGGUGACGCAAGUUGUAGCUCUCCGAUGAUGCCUGAGUUUCCGAUUUGUAAUUCCGAUUUUUAUGAACGUAACAAAAAUAUUUUCGCAGUCUUUUUUCCGACUUUCCAUUUGUGUUAAAUAAACUGAAGUCUGAGGUCCAAUAUUUCCGAUUUCCGUGUUGUCUUGAACUCACCGUCUGUCUUGUAUUUACUGCGUGUCACCAGUUGAGUCCAAAAUAACGUCUAGCGGAGGUGUAGUUCACUAGCUAGCUGUUCAUCUAGCUACACAAAAGGAUUGCUCUUUUUCUUUAAUGAUUUGAUUCAUUCGCGUAAUUUUGUAGCUAGCGAAGUGAGCAGUAAAUCAAAUCCUCAUUCCUCGAUAGCUAUUAAGCUAGCUAGCGAGCCUGCUAACGUAUCCCCAUUUGUGCUAUCUCGGCUAACUAACUAGCUAGCUACAGACAGAAGCAAUGUCCAUGUAACUGUCAUCGAUGCAUUAAACAUCUAGCGUUGUGUGACACAUUCAGUCUCAGCACCAUGAGCCUGGUCCGCGUUGUGUGUCGUCACAAGACGGCCCUGGCCAUCGGAGGAGUGUGCCUCUUUGCUGUUGUCCUCCUUUUCCUCGCCAAGUGUACCUCGGAGACCCUAAAACAGGGCCAGGCCGACCCUCCAGGCCUAGCACCCCACGCUGCCCACUCCCAGCCCCGAGCAGAGCACCCUGAGCUCCCCUCACGCCCCAAAGACCUUUCGGCCUUCCUGGUGGUCCUCAUCACCACAGGACCCAAGUACACAGAGCGCAGGAGCAUCAUCCGUAGUACCUGGCUGGCUAAGAAGGAUCCGGAGGUUCUAGCUAUGUUCGUGGUGGGAACCGAGGGUCUGCCCGCAGAGGAUAUGCAGAACAUCAACACAGAGCAGGGGCGGCACAAAGACCUGCUGUUACUCCCCGCGCUGCGAGACUCGUAUGAGAACCUGACCCUGAAGCUGCUGCAUAUGUAUUCCUGGCUAGAUCACAACGUAGACUUCAAGUUUGUUUUAAAAGCGGACGAUGACACUUUUGCUCGUCUGGACCUGUUGAAGGAGGAGCUGAAGACUAAAGAACCCAGCCGGUUGUACUGGGGCUUCUUCUCAGGCCGCGGUCGCGUGAAGACCGCAGGGAAGUGGAGGGAGUCGGCCUGGGAGCUGUGUGACUACUACCUACCCUACGCCCUGGGUGGAGGCUACCUGCUCUCCUGCGACCUCGUACACUACAUCCGAAUCAACACGGCCUACCUCAAGGUGUGGCAGAGCGAGGACGUGUCACUGGGGGCGUGGCUAGCCCCGGUGGACGUCAAACGGACACACGACCCUCGAUUCGACACGGAGUACAAGUCUCGGGGGUGUAGUAAUAAAUACAUGGUGACUCACAAGCAGAGCCUGGAGGAUAUGUUGGAGAAACAGCAGACGCUGCAGAGAGACGGGAGGCUGUGUAAGGAAGAGGUUAAACUCCGCCUCAGCUACGUGUACGACUGGAGCGUCCCGCCCUCACAGUGCUGCCAGAGGAAGGAUGGAAUACCCUGACCUAUAACCCCUAACCUUCCUCACUUUGUCCACCCAUGUAAUUCUCAUCAGUGUUUCCCCUACUACGGUUACCCAGGCGGUGUGGUGCUCCCCCUAAGCCUUACUCCGUUCUGUGGUGCCCCCCCCCUUCCCUGUAAAAUAUUGUGCUGCCUUCAGUUGACCUCCAUAGAAGAUGUCUGUUAUGGCAGCCCGCCUAUGAAAAGACCUGAGGAAAACACUGAUCCCCAUUCCCUUUUUCUAUAUGCUUAUUUAUUUAUUUAUUCUGGAGCCUUUGCUGACUGUCCUAAAGCACACUGGUACAGGACUGGGAGAGUGGACCUGACUGGCUGCAGCCACACAACAGGAGACCGUCAUAACAGCACAUGUAUGUUGGGAGAAAGUGUACUUAAAGGAACCAGUAUUCAGCUGUCUGGUUGGACAAUGAAAAGACUCGAGUCAUUCCUGAAUCUGUUUAAAAUGUCCUGGAGACUCUCUUUUAAGUGGAAGUGGCCCUAUUUAUGAAUGCGAUGGAAGUGAUUCUCUUGAUAUGAAAAAGGGGUGUAUUGCUUCAGAACAAUGGUACAGAAUGAGCCAGUCAUGGGUUGGUGGUAUUUGGAGUUGCAUUGAGACAAUGUGUAAUAUUGUAGGCCUCUCUCUCCCCUGCUUCCUGAGAGUUCUGUUCAGUUGGGAGAUUUACCCUACCUGCUGUCUGUGUUUGGUUGACGUAUUUACUAAAGUGCAGUGAUGGUCAACAGAGCUCUUUGUGUUCAGCUGAGCUACUCUACAGGUAAUUUUCCAGCUGAUAUUCGGUUACUUUUUAAACCCCCCCCCCAAAAAAGACUGCUUCUGUUAAUGUCGUUGAAGAAACCAACCGUUGUAUAUUGUGACUGACUUUGACCGUGUCCUCAUCACCAGUGUUGUUUUAAACCUACUGUCAAACUACUUCAAUGUGAAUGUUUAAAAUAUUUGGACCUAUUAAAAUGUUUUUGAAACAUG